AUGGAGCUGUACAUCUCGCCUCUGCCUCACUUAUUUUCAGUAUUUAUAUUCCUUGCAUAUUUGAUGUAUUUUACUAAAAAAGUUUCUAAAGAACUAAGAUCUACUUCUUUUAUAUGUCAGGAGAAACACUUGAGAAGAAAAAAGAUAAUAUUAACUUUUAUGCUAUUUUUAACAUUAAUCUCUACACUCGCAUACAACACCUUUGCGGCAUUUAUUGGCUGCAGAAAAUCUAUACUGAUGUAUAGAUCUGCAAGUACAAAUGAAAUAUAUGAAAUUUUAAAAUAUCUAGAAAUAUUUAGUGAAACAAUCUUAAAAUCUUCGCUUUUCUUCUCGCUAAUAAUUUUACUACCUUUAGUGAAUUCAAGAACUCCGAACGAAAAAAUCAAAUUUCUAUAUUUUUAUUCUUUUGUAAGAAUACCUUUAUAUCUAUUAAUUUUAAAGCUUUUGAAGGAUUAUCAAUAUUUUAAAAUGUUUGUACUGGAAAUACUACAAAUAUCAGAUGCUUAUCUUCUUGUAACUUUAUUUAUGGAAAUAUGUAUUAAAAAAAAAGUAGUCGAAGACUUUAAUUUAAUUGAGACAUACGAGCAUGAAUACAUAUAUUUAAAAGUUAUAAAAAAAUGUAAGAUUAUAAUAGUGGAAAUAUUACUAGAAAUACUUUCAAGGUCAUUUUUAAUUUAUAUUAUGGUAUCACAAGUAAGUAAUACUAUCUUAUACAUGACAUUACUUUAUAUUAUAAAAGUUAUGUAUAUGCAAUUUAUGAUAAAAAGUAUGAUUUCUGUGAUAUUUUGUAAAGAACAAGAAAUGUUUAACAAUUUAAUAAAUUUUACAGAAGUGAAGGAAGAAUUAAAUAAAAGAAAAUUAUAA
Molecule: messenger RNA, 864 nt
Organism: Vairimorpha ceranae
Lineage: Eukaryota; Fungi; Microsporidia; Nosematidae
Exons: 1
Coding region: 1-864 (287 amino acids)
Source: RefSeq, a predicted model, not a curated record